GCACCUCCUCAACACGACCGUCAAGAAUCUCACCUGGCGCGGUGUCACAGUAACAGUCAAAGAUCGGGAAACGAAGCAGCCGAAGACGAUUGUUGAUAAUGUCGAGGGAAUAGUGGAAGCUGGUUCGUCAAUUACCCUCGUGCAUUGGAUCAGCAUGAGAAACUAACAGUGGUUGAUUAAACGGGCGAGAUUUGCGCUCUCAUGGGACCUUCGGGGUGUGGAAAGACAACGCUAUUAAAUGUCCUAGCUCGACGACCCAGCAAUACGAGCAAUGUCGAAGCAAAGGUCCUCAUCAAUGGAAGCCGGCUUUCGAGAGCGGCGUUUCGGGACAUUUCUUGCUUCGUUGAGCAGGAGGAUGCGCUUAUUGGGUCUUUAACUGUUCGCGAGACGCUGGAGUUUUCUUCGCGACUAGCCAGCACAAGCUCCCUCUCCAAGCAAGAACGUCUCCUCCGUAUCAACGGCCUCCUCGAAUCCUUCGGCCUCGUCGACCAAGCCAACACCCUCAUAGGCACGCCCAUCCGCAAGGGCAUCUCUAGCGGUCAAAAGCGACGUGUAGGUAUCGCAAGCCAACUCAUCACUACCCCGAAACUUCUCUUCCUCGACGAGCCCACCAGCGGUCUUGACUCAGCGGCGAGUUGGGAGGUCGUCAACUACCUCCGCCAAGUCGCUAGGCGGAACAACCUGAUAGUCAUCUGCUCGAUCCAUCAGCCCUCGACGUCGACGUUUAAUUUGUUUGAUAAGUUAUUAUUGCUUUCUCGAGGGAAGACGCAUUACGUCGGACCUGUGAGCGAUGUAGCGACGCAUUACGAGGAAUUCGGUCAUACGGUUCCUCAGUACGUUAAUCCGGCUGAGUUCCUUCUGGAGCUGGUUAACGUCGAUUUCCAGCAAGACAAAGCCGCGGCAGCCCAGCGUCUCAAUGAUCUCCACGGUACCUGGCAAACCUCCCAUCGCGCGAAGGAUACCACGUCCGUCAUUAUGGCUGCUGAGCAGGAGGGCGGCCAGUUCGGAAACGAGGCGAUGGAUAAGAAACCCAGCAUGCCGAGUCUGACGCUUACGCUAUUGCAUCGGAGCUUCAUCAAGAGUUACCGCGACGCUGUGGCGUAUGGUAUUCGACUUGCCAUGUACCUUGGACUGGCUAUCCUGGUGGGAACAGUGUGGGUUCGCCUUGCCCCCGACCAGGAGUCCAUCCAGCCCUUCAUCAUCGCGCUCUUCUUCGGGUCUGCCUUCAUGUCCUUCAUGGCGGUCGCGUAUGUCCCAGCUUUCCUGGAAGAUCACCUGCAAUACGUCAAAGAGCAUCAGAGCGGUCUCUACGGCGCCGCGGAAUUCAUUCUUUCCAACUUUCUCAUCGGCGUGCCGUAUCUAUUCCUUAUCGCCGUCGUCUUCUCCGUCAUCUCGUACUGGCUGUGUAACUUCCACCCUACUGCUGAAGCGUUCUUCACUUGGAUUAUGUGGUUGUUCCUCGAUUUGCUGGCUGCUGAGUCCCUGGUGGUAUUCGUGGCCUCGUUGUUCCCCAGCUUCGUCAUUUCGCUGGCGCUCGUUGCCUUUGCGAAUGGCCUGUGGAUGUCCGUCAGCGGGUUCAUGAUCCCGCUCACGAUUCUCAACCCGUUUUACAAGUACGUCUUCUCCUACUGGGACUAUCAGAAGUAUGUCUUCGAGGGCAUGAUGAUCAAUGAGUUUUCCGAUCGGGUCUAUGACUGCGGUGAGGGCUGUCGGUGCAUGUACGACUCUCCCCUGGCAGACCGGUGCAAGAUUGAUGGCCAGGCGGUGCUGGAUCAGUAUGGAUAUGAGACGGGACAUACGGGCAGGGAUGUGGGUAUUAUGAUUUCUAUUAUCUUUGGCUAUCGAUUGGCGUCGUGGAUUGUGCUUAGGGUUAGGAAGUAGAUAGAUCGCCUAGGGGAUUGUUGGACGGUAUUCACGGAA
Molecule: messenger RNA, 1920 nt
Organism: Ilyonectria robusta
Lineage: Eukaryota; Fungi; Ascomycota; Sordariomycetes; Hypocreales; Nectriaceae
Product: P-loop containing nucleoside triphosphate hydrolase protein
Exons: 2
Coding region: 202-1881 (559 amino acids)
Cellular component (GO): membrane
Molecular function (GO): ATP binding; ABC-type transporter activity; ATP hydrolysis activity
Source: RefSeq, a predicted model, not a curated record